Messenger RNA from Onychostruthus taczanowskii (white-rumped snowfinch), 3167 nucleotides. RefSeq names its product protocadherin gamma-B7-like. NCBI's taxonomy places the organism in Eukaryota, Metazoa, Chordata, Aves, Passeriformes, Passeridae. Gene Ontology annotation, cellular component: plasma membrane. Gene Ontology annotation, molecular function: calcium ion binding. The transcript has 6 exons. The record is from RefSeq and is a predicted model, not a curated record. The annotation marks the transcript as partial. Gene Ontology annotation, biological process: homophilic cell-cell adhesion.
AUGGUAUUUCUCUUUCAGCGGGUCCGCUACGCCAUCCCCGAGGAGCUGGGCAGAGGCUCGCUCGUGGGGCCGCUGGCGCGGGACCUGGGGCUCAGCGCGGACGAGCUGCCGGCGCGCAAGCUGCGGGUGGCGUCUGCCGGCAAGAAGCAGCUGAAAUACUUCACGGUGAACGAGGAGAACGGGAACCUGUACGUGAAUGAGAGGCUGGACCGGGAGGAGAUGUGCGGGGCAUCGCCGACCUGCUCGGUCAGCUUCGAGGCGCUGGUGCACAACCCGCUGAACGUUUUCCACGUCGAAGUGACGAUCCAGGACGUGAAUGACAAUGAGCCGCGCUUUCUGCGUAACAAAUUUGAGCUGGAGAUCAACGAACUUACUUCUCCCGGCGCCCGGUUUUACUUGGGGAUGGCAGAGGAUCCGGACGUGGGCAGUAAUUCCCUACAAGGCUACGAUCUGGAGGCCAACGGGUACUUCACGGUGGAGGUGAAAGAGAGUCAGGACGGCAGCAAAUCCGCGGAACUGGUGCUGCGCCACUCAUUAGACCGGGAGAGCGAGCCGAGACUGCAUCUGUUGCUGACUGCAGUGGACGGCGGAGACCCGCCCCGGACUGGCACCGCCCAGCUCUGGAUCAACGUCACCGACGCCAAUGACAACCCACCCGUGUUCGCGCAGGAUCGGUACCGCGUCAGCCUGCGCGAGGACACGCCUCCGGGAUCAACGGUGCUGAACAUCUCUGCCUCCGAUGCUGAUGCCGGCACCAAUGCCCACAUAACCUACGGCUUCGGAGAGAUGCCGGCCAAGGUGCUUCAGAAGUUCGUGGUGGACCCCCAGAGAGGGACGAUCACUCUGUGGGAGGAUCUGGAUUUCGAGGACACGCGCACGUUCAGCCUGGCUGUGGAAGCGAUGGAUGGAGGGGGUUUGGUGGCGCACUGCAAGGUGGAGGUGGAGGUGCUGGAUGUGAAUGAUAAUCCACCUGAGAUCGCAAUUCUGUCGCUCUCGAGCCCAGUGCCUGAGGACGCACCCGUCGGCACCGUAGUGGCUCUCUUGAAUGUAAACGACCCGGACUCGGGCGAGAACGGUCAGGUGUCGUGCGAGCUGUCGGGAGAGGAGAUGUGCGGCGAGUCGGCGACCUGCUCGGUCAGCUUCGAGGCGCUGGUGCACAACCCGCUGAACAUUUUCCACAUCGAAGUGACGAUCCAGGACGUGAAUGACAACACACCGCACUUUCUGCGAGACAAAUUUCAGCUGGAAAUAAGCGAAUUUACUUCUCCCGGGGCCCGGUUUUACUUGGGCAUGGCAGAGGAUCCGGACGUGGGCAGUAACUCGCUACAAGGCUACGAGCUGGAAGCCAAUGGGUACUUCAUAGUGGAGGUGAAAGACAGCCAAGACGGCAGCAAAUCCGCGGAGCUGGUGCUGCGCCACUCAUUAGACCGGGAGAGCGAGCCGACCUUGCGUCUGCUGCUGACUGCGCUGGACGGCGGAGACCCGCCCCGGACUGGCACCGCCCAGCUCUGGAUCAACGUCACCGACGCCAAUGACAACCCACCCGUGUUCGCGCAGGAUCGGUACCGCGUCAGCCUGCGCGAGGACACGCCUCCGGGAUCAACGGUGCUGAACAUCUCUGCCUCCGAUGCUGAUGCCGGCACCAAUGCCCAAAUCACCUAUCGCUUCGGGGAAAUGCCGGCUAAACUGCUUCAGAAGUUCACAGUAGAUGCCCAGACAGGGACGAUCACGCUGCAGGAGGCACUGGACUUCGAGAACACGCGCGCUUUCAGCCUGGCUGUGGAGGCGACGGAUGGAGGGGGUUUGGUGGCGCACUGCAAGGUGGAGGUGGAGGUGCUGGAUGUCAAUGACAAUCCACCUAAGAUCACGAUACUGUCGCUCUCGAGCCCAGUGCCUGAGGACGCACCAGUCGGCACCGUAGUGGCUCUCUUGAAUUUCUUUCUGCAGUGCCGCGAGUUCCUGCUGUUCCCCUUGCGUCUUUCCAAACCCGUGGCGCUGGCCGUGCUGGCGCGGCUGCGCCGGGCCGGGCCGCCCGCCGUGCUGCGCUGCCUGGGCGCGCAGCGCUUCUCGCUGGCCGGCGCCGCCUUCCCGGCCGACUUCUGCGAGGGCACCUUGCCCUACUCCUACAACCUGUGCGUGCCGGCGCCGGCCCGCGCCGUGCCCGAGGCCGCUUGGCCGCCGCCGCCGCCGGUGCCCAUCCUGUCGGCGGAGGAGCUGCUGGGCGGCGAUUCCUGCGAGAAGCCGAGCCUUAGCAGUAGCGCCGUGGCGGGAGAGGUCCCCACCGACACGGAUGCACCGCAGACGGGACAUUUAGUGACAGCUGCGAGGAUCGACAGAGAGCAGCUGUGCCGGCUGGUGGAGAAAUGCGUGCUGCGCUGUGAGCUGAUAGUGGAGGGACAGAUGCAGGUUUACGGAAUCGAAGUGGAAAUCACGGAUAUUAACGACAACGCACCCAGCUUUCGACAGGCAGAAAAAGAGCUCAGACUAAGCGAGACGACAGCGCCGGGGUCGCGGUUUCCCCUGGCCCAGGCUCACGAUCCUGACUCGGGCCGGAAUUCCCUGCAGAGCUACGAGCUGAGCGGCGACGAGCACUUCUCGCUGGCCGUGCAGACGGGCCCCGGCGGCGAUCAGCGUCCCGAGCUGGUGCUGGCCAAGGCGCUGGACCGGGAGGAGGCGGCGUUUCACGAGCUGGUGCUGAGGGCGAGCGACGGCGGCGAUCCGGCACGGACGGGCACGGCUCGGAUCCGCGUGACGGUGCUGGACGCGAACGACAACGCGCCCGUGUUCAGCCAGGCGGAGUACACGGUGCGUGUGCCCGAGGACGUGCCCGUGGGCUCUGUCCUCGUCACCGUCACGGCCACGGACGCCGACGAGGGGCUAAACGGGCAGGUGAAAUACAGUUUCCAUAAAAUUUCAGACCGUGCUUCAGAACUUUUUAAUCUCCACUCUGAGACAGGAGAAAUAACUGUAAAGGACGACUUGGAUUUUGAGGAAAUCUCCUCCCACGAACUUGAGGUUCAGGCACAUGAUGGAGGAGAGCUCUCUGAUACUGCAAAGGUGGUGAUCACAGUGACAGACGUCAAUGACAACGAGCCCAAGAUUUCGGUGAGGUCGGCUCUUAAACAGAUCUUGGAGGACGCCCCUCCGGGAACUGUUGUCGCCCUUUU